This is a messenger RNA of Hemiscyllium ocellatum (epaulette shark), 717 nucleotides long. Its product is annotated as T-cell surface glycoprotein CD8 beta chain-like. Gene Ontology annotation, biological process: regulation of immune response. The transcript has 5 exons. The record is from RefSeq and is a predicted model, not a curated record. Lineage: Eukaryota; Metazoa; Chordata; Chondrichthyes; Orectolobiformes; Hemiscylliidae. Gene Ontology annotation, molecular function: MHC class I protein binding; coreceptor activity. Bases 4 to 717 code for a protein of 237 amino acids. Gene Ontology annotation, cellular component: cell surface.
AAAAUGCACCUUCUUGGCUACAUCUGGAUGCUGAGCUGUUGGACUAAAAGUGCCCAGGCUGAGGCUAUCCUCCAGCAGACUCCGAGAGAAAUACUGGCGGCCAGAGGCGAGGAUAUCGAACUUAUCUGUAACCUGAAGAGGGGCGCGCUCAAUGAGGUCUUCUGGUACAGGCUGGACGGAAACUCCCAGGUCCAUUUUCUGAAGUCUGCCUCUGUCCUGAACAGACAGGCCUCAGGAGAGGGAAUAACCGGGCGGUUCAUUUUAACCAGAGAUACCUUUCGACUGUCGUUCAGUUUAACCAUAAAAGACACGCAACUGUCAGACAACGGCACCUAUUACUGCCUGAUGCUCAGCUCCUACUCCAUAUCUUUCGGAGGUGGAAGUGUGGUCACAGUAGUUCCAGAACGAAAGAAAGUAACUUCUCCGCCUCCGACUACUAAACGCCGCAGAAGCCAUCACUUCAGCUACCCCAAGGUGCGAAACAAGAAGCAAACGUGGAAUCAUGGGUACGUGUGUAGCUGGAGUAUCUGGGGCUCUCUGACUGCUUGCAACCUCCUGCUCCUGUCCUCCAUUGCCUUUGUUGUCAUCAAACACAAGAUCCAGAUCACAAUUGGGGUUGACGUGGAGCUGGGGAUGGGUGGCGUGCUUAUCCUGACUUUGUUGUCUUUUGUUGAUUUUAAGGAUCAUCUCCUUGUUUACUUAUUUAAUUUUGCCUAA